AUGGCUGCCACUGAAGCUUUACGAGCAGAAAACCCGGACUCUAUCGAAGCUCUCAGUCGCGAGGCAGAAGCUUUGAAAGCUCGCUUGUCAGAUAUCCCUAAUGUGUCUGCAGCAUGUGUUAUUGGUCAGCGCUUAGAAAGCCUGCAAAAUUUCAACAUCAAGCCACGGAGGACGCUGAAGGGUCACCAGGGGAAACGGCAUCUUGUGAGUUCCUCACAGGAUGGAAAAAUGUUGAUCUGGGAUGCCUUCACUACAAACAAGGAACAUGCGAUAACCAUGCCUACAACUUGGGUGAUGGCUUGUUCGUAUGGUCCAUCCGGCAGUGUUGUAGCUUGUGGUGGACUGGAUAACAAAUGUACUCUGUACCCGUUGAGCAUGGAUGAGGAUCCCGCCACCAAGAAGCGUGCAGUUGCAACCCACACAAGUUACCUUUCAUGUUGUACAUUCACAAGCUCGGACCACCAGAUUCUGACAGGAAGUGGCGACAGUACCUGUGCAUUGUGGGAUGUUGAAAGUGCACAACUAAUUCAGAGUUUUCACGGACAUGCUGGUGAUGUCAUGAGCAUCCAUCUUUCACCGACAGAAACAGGAAAUAUAUUUGUCUCUGGGGGCUGCGACAAAGUGGCUAUGGUCUGGGAUAUGAGAACUGGGGACUGUGUGCAAGUCUUUGAUGGCCACGACUCUGAUAUCAACAGUGUAAGGUUUUACCCUAGCGGUGAUGCUUUUGCGACAGGAUCAGAUGAUGCAACAUGUCGUUUGUUUGAUCUUCGAGCUGAUCGAGAGGUGAAUUGCUACAAGAAAGACAGUAUUAUAUUUGGGUGUAAUGCUGUAGACUUUUCAGUGAGCGGUCGCUUGUUGUUUGGUGGUUACAAUGAUUACACAGUAAAUGUAUGGGAUGCACUCAAGGGUACACGAAUAACAAUUUUAUAUUGCCAUGACAACCGCGUGAGUUGUCUGGGGGUGUCCCCAGAUGGAACCUCCCUGUGUACGGGUAGCUGGGACUACACUCUAAGG
This is a messenger RNA of Candidula unifasciata, 1014 nucleotides long. Lineage: Eukaryota; Metazoa; Mollusca; Gastropoda; Stylommatophora; Geomitridae. The record is from the annotation of a GenBank genome assembly.